CAGUGAAGCGCUAACGUUUUCCCGCUCUUUUGUUACCACAGAUAAAGUAUUUGAUCAAAAAUGUAAAGUGUGCAGUCUCAUAGUGUAUUUUAACAAUUAUUUUCAAGGCAUGAUAUGCAUGAUUCCUGGUCUUCAUGUAGUCACGAACAAUGAAGCCGUUUAUCAAGCAGGCGUUUGUGGUAUCCGGAGCAGCAUUGAACAUUAUGGGUCAUGGCUGUGCUCAUGGGUUCCCCGCAGUGCUCUUCGCCCAGCUCAAGACCGAUGGUGGCCCCGUCACGCUUACUGACCACGAUACGUCAUGGAUAGCUUCGGUAGUAGGAGUGAUGGGAAUCGUCGGUAACUUUAUUUCACCAAUAUUAAUGACAAGAUUUGGCCGGCAGAAAUCUCAUUUUAUAUCAACAAUACCAGCCCUUCUUGGCUGGAUUAUUUUCAUAGUUGGAAACACCGUGCCGAUGUUCUUAUUCGCCAGAUUACUUCACGGUCUUGCCCUAGGACUGAGAACGCCUUUAGCAGCGAUUCUUGUCGCCGAAUAUACUGAACCAAAAUACAGAGGAGCUUUUCUUGGUACAUUUGCAAUAUCAUUAGGUAUGGGGAUCUUGCUUUCACACCUAUGGGGAGCUCAAUUGACUUGGAAGAUGACAGCGGUCGUAUGUUCAAUGUUUCCAAUCAUAUCCAUGAUUAUUAUCAGCCUAUCACCGGAGUCUCCAUCUUGGCUAGUAUCAAAAGGAAGAUUUGAAGAAGCGAAGAAAGCAUUUAGGUGGGUACGUGGUGAAGGUGUGACACAGAAUGAAGAGCUCAAUAAAAUGAUUCAAGCCCAAGAAAGGGAGAUCCAAAUCAAACAAAUGAAGACUGAAUCAGAUAGUGUGCAGAAAUCCACCUGGAAAGGCUAUGUUAGAACUGUGAUAAAAACACUCAAAUCUGUGCUCAAUAUAUUUAAGAAGAGAGAGUUUUAUAAGCCAUCAAUUGUAGCUAUAUGUAUGCUCAUUGUCUUUGAAUUCGGUGGCGCUCAUAUGAUUCCAGCUUAUGGCAAUCUUAUUCUUCAAGCAGUAUUAAAUAAGGAUAGUCUUAACGAUGUGGCCUGGCAGUUUACUGUGAUAGACUUUUUAAGAACAAUUUGUGCAUUCCUAGCUAUAUUUUUACUAAAAAGUUUCAAACGUAGAACUAUAUUAUUUACCAGUGGUUUUAUGACUGUACUGUCUUUAACAGCAGUUUCUGUGUUUAUGUAUUUAAGGAACGCAAGUAUUAUAACAGAAGGCUGGUUAUUGGAUACUUUACCAAUGCUUUUAAUGAUAUUGUAUACUUUAUCUUUUUGCUUAGGUUUAGUUCCUCUAAAUUGGGUUAUUUGUGGUGAAGUGUUUCCAUUGGCAUAUAGAAGUUUGGGUUCAACAUUAUCUACUUCAUUUCUGACUCCAUCAUUUGUUAUAUCAAUGAAGACAGCGCCCCAUCUAUAUUCUUUGAUUGGUGUACAAGGAGCAUUCCUUGUCUAUUCAGCAACUUUGACUGUAUGCCUAUUAGUGAUGUACGCAAUGUUACCCGAGACUAAAGAUAGAACGUUGCAAGAUAUUGAAAAUAGUUUCAAAGGUGUUAAGAAUGUUGAUCCAGAAGUAGAGCUUAGUUUGAUUGAUAAGAAUAUGAAUAAGACAUGAUUUAUAUACAUUUUUAUGAUAUCAGUGGCAAACGAACGUACCUACUGUCUGAUGGAAAGUGAUCACCGCCGCCCUUACUUCCAUAGGAAUCACAGUUAAAAUUUAAAUAAAAGGCAUACAAAAACACAUUUAAAACAUACCUCAGCCUGCAUUGGUAUAUUUUAAAUAAAAUGAUUUAACACACAUUGGCAGUUUCUAUUGUAAGGGACAUUCUACUACAGAGUACCAGAUAAUAGAAUAUAAAUAAUUAACCGGUCACUCCGAGUCAAAGUUUUUAGGUUUUUUGCCGAAUUCAUUAAAUUAUAGACCCAGGUUUAGAAUAGUUACUAUAACGAUUUAUAAUUAGCUAUUUUUUGAGACUCAACAAAUUUUACUGUACAAAAUGUAGGUACCUACUAGUAGAUCGUAGAACUCUACUAAAUGACAAAAAAUCUAAUUUAUAAAAUAUUGUGAUAAAUAAACAUUUAUAAUGUAGUGUUUAAGUAUAGUAUUGUAUUUCACUAUUAAAUAAUAAGAAUAUUUUUAUAUUA
Leptidea sinapis is the source of this 2176-nucleotide messenger RNA. RefSeq names its product facilitated trehalose transporter Tret1-like. NCBI's taxonomy places the organism in Eukaryota, Metazoa, Arthropoda, Insecta, Lepidoptera, Pieridae. The transcript has 4 exons. The record is from RefSeq and is a predicted model, not a curated record. Gene Ontology annotation, molecular function: transmembrane transporter activity. Gene Ontology annotation, biological process: transmembrane transport. The coding region runs from base 150 to 1646 and encodes 498 amino acids. Gene Ontology annotation, cellular component: membrane.